This is a messenger RNA of Colletotrichum truncatum, 1746 nucleotides long. Its product is annotated as spermine spermidine synthase. NCBI's taxonomy places the organism in Eukaryota, Fungi, Ascomycota, Sordariomycetes, Glomerellales, Glomerellaceae. The record is from RefSeq and is a predicted model, not a curated record.
AUGCCACCAAAAUCGAAGAAUAAAAUUGCCGACGUUCCUGAGGCAUUCACCCCGGAGAGGUUCGAGAAAGAGCUCAAGAGUCUGGCAGCCAAGGCCAAGGGCGAGACUAAAGGCAAAUUCUUCAAGGAACAGGCCUCAACGUAUCUCAAGACCACCAUCCUGCUCUCUCUCGCCGCCGUCUACAGCAAUGUUUCGCAACUAGCCCUCUCUCCCGUCUACGGCUCUAUUCCGUCGUCGAUAUACCAUGCCAAGCUCGUCAUGGUGGCUUGCUUCUUUGGCUGGUCGGGUAACGUCUUCCUAGACCGCUCACUGCCAUUCAACUCAGCCAAGCUGUUGCCCGUUAUUGCUUUCUGGAUCCCAGCAGUCCAAUUCUAUUUGUACAAAACCAGUGCAACUAUGACAGCACACUGGGGCCCAUUGGUCAUUGAGGCUGUUACGCUACUUCCCUUGAUCUUGGUUUCCGUUAGUCGUGUGGCAACUGAGCUGGAGAGCGCAAACCUCUCCAAGUUGCCUAAGUUCCUUGCCGAUGCCGGUCCCGGCCUGGGAUCAUGGGGAUUCUUCAAGUUCAUGGAGAAACUGUCGGGAGAAUAUUUACAAAAGUAUAUCGGCAACUCAUUCUUCCAGACGAGGAUUGGCCUCGAGGCGCUAUUGGCUGCUGCAUACUCUAUUUACGCCCCCUCGAAGCUGCUCUUGUUUGCUAUCCCUGCCAUCUUGCAUACAGCUGUAUUCAACACCCAUGCCCUGACCCCUAUGGCUACCUCCUCACUUAAUAGCACCUUGCUGGCAGAUGACUGGUUCAUUUUGGAUCGCAAGGAGUCCAUCACUGGAUAUGUUUCUGUGCUUGAGAGCAUUAAAGAUGGUUAUCGGGUUCUCAGAUGCGACCACUCACUUCUCGGUGGUGAGUGGGUUAAGCACAAAGGGCCCAGGGUCGCGGAGCCCAUUUAUGGCGUGUUUGUCAUGCUCGAAGCUGUCCGUCUUGUCAAGACCAAGAACCCCGUGCCUGAUAGUAAGGCCAAGGCACUGAAUAUAAGGGACAGCGGCCUCGGUAUAGGCACCACUCCCGGAGCUCUAAUUGCUCACGGCAUCUCAACGACCAUUGUGGAGAUUGACCCCGCCGUGCACGAAUUUGCUUCGAAGUACUUUGACCUGCCCUCAAACCACACCCCCGUCAUUGCAGAUGCCGUGAGUUACACUGCCAGUCUCGUGGAAGACCCUAGCGCUAGAUAUGACUACAUUGUCCACGACGUUUUCACCGGAGGCGCCGAGCCCGUUCCUCUUUUCACUCUCGAGUUUCUGCAAGGUUUAAAUGCCCUUCUCAAACCAGACGGUGUCAUCGCCAUUAAUUACGCCGGAGAUUUCCUGCAUCCAGCGCCCAAGCUCGUUGUGGACACUAUCAAGCAAGUCUUCCCUUCAUGCCGAAUCUUCCGUGAGUCAGAGCACCCGAGCAAGAAGAAGCUCGAAGAGGAAGGACAGGAUUUCACCAACAUGGUUAUCUUCUGUAAAAAGACCAGUGGCAAGAUCUUCUUCAGAAAACCCACAGAAGAUGACUUCUUGGGUAGCCGUACCCGCCAAGUGUUCUUGCAGCCUCGACACGAGGUCCUUGACAAGCACUUUCUUGACGGUGACUUUGGUAUUUUGAGAAGCAAUGCCACCGAACAGCUGACCAAGUGGCAUGAAAAGAGUGCCCUGGGGCACUGGGAGGUUAUGCGAUUUGUAUUACCCGCUCAUAUCUGGGAGGAGUGGUGA